CAAAUCGACUCAUUCGAAUAAUCAGAACAACAACGCUGGAACAGAUCGAGGAGACAACGAGGAAAAGAUGAUAUGGAUAUUGUUGCCGUUCCAGGAGAGGAAAGGGAAAAGAAACAAUGUCAUCCACUGCCUUGCACCGCCCCGUCAAGUACCGCAAAUCGGUUGGUAGCUUGAUUUUGACCCCCACAGUGUUGAGUUUUGCUGGAGACGAUGGUCUGACCACAGAGGAAUGGCCUUGGACUUCUUUGCACAAGGCCACUGCCAACAAGGCGGGAAGCGCCAGUGAUCGAUUAAAGGUGACACUGCUCGAAGAUGGUCACGACGACUUGGUCUAUUCGUUCAAGUCACGAGAAAAAUUGGAAGUGGUCAAGGGAGAUGUGAAAACGAGAAUCAAAUCAGCCAAGCAACAACAGCAAAAUGGCAAUGGCAACGCCAUGGACAUGAGUCAGAGUGAGCGAUGGGAAGAUAGCAUGAAUGUCAGUGAUCGAUGGCCUGAACCAGCAGAACUCAAAGCGACUCCACCAGAUCCACCAGAAGCAACGGAGACCAAUCUAGUAGUAGAGGAAUCAAAAGAAGAAGACCUCGCCAUGAGCAACAGCAGCAACGCUUCCGGAACUAGUGGCCGUCGAAGAUCUUCCACAACCAAGAAAAACACCAAACGUCGAUCUUCCAAUACUAGCAACAGCGGUGCCUCUUCCAGAGCAGACACCUCGUCUGACUCUCAAAAAGAUUCGGCAUCUGUUAGAAGAAAACAACAAUCCAACGAUGAGGAGUCCUUCGAAUCGUCUUCCCGUUCCAUGCCAGCUCGAGCUCCAACGAAUCAUUCGGAGGAAUCUUCCACCGUAUCACAGCAAGCAACGAAUACGACAGAUACUCAAGACAGAGAAGCUAGCCAGCACAAUACGAGACAGUCUCGACGACCAAGCCAAACAAGUCAGAGAUCCAGAAACAGCACCACGAGAACCAGACAGCGACCAUCUGCUGCCAGUAACACCAGCAUUCCCACAAGUGUCAACCUCCUAGACACAACCGAAGACGACAACAUAUCCAUGGGUUCGGAAAUGACAGCUAAUUCGGCUCGGGCCAAUAAUAAUAAUAGCAGCAACAAUCAAAAGCCGACACAAUCAAGCGAGGACCGUGUUCUGGAAUACUUUAGUGAUGAAGACGAUUUCUCGGCCGAAAGUGGGGCAAUUCAGCCACCGUCGAGAACGAAAAUCCAUCAACCUCGACAAGCAAGAGUGAUAUACGAGGACGACGACGAGGAUAGUCAAUUCUCUGCGGAUACCCGACAAUCCAUGUCUUCUCGCAAUUCGAGUAGCAGCUCGAAGAAGAAGAAAGAAACGGGGUUCCUUUUCCAAGAGCAAUGCCAAUGCCAACAAUAA
Messenger RNA from Seminavis robusta, 1382 nucleotides. Lineage: Eukaryota; Bacillariophyta; Bacillariophyceae; Naviculales; Naviculaceae. The record is from the annotation of a GenBank genome assembly.